Molecule: messenger RNA, 3522 nt
Organism: Triticum aestivum (bread wheat)
Lineage: Eukaryota; Viridiplantae; Streptophyta; Magnoliopsida; Poales; Poaceae
Product: protease 2
Exons: 11
Coding region: 110-2467 (785 amino acids)
Biological process (GO): proteolysis
Molecular function (GO): serine-type endopeptidase activity
Source: RefSeq, a predicted model, not a curated record
CCCCAUUCCCCAAAUCAUUCGCCUCCCCCAAAUCCGGCGAGCCGAAACGGCAAAACCCCACCUAAAACCUCGCCAGCCCCCGCCACCACCGGCGACGGCGACGGCGACCAUGCGCCGUCAUCUCGACCUGCUCCCCCGCCUCCUCCUCCGCCGCCACGUCCACCGCCGCGCCAGGCCCGGGGCCUCGCCGCCCCCGCCCCCGCCGCCCAACCCGCCGCGCCCGCCGCAGAAGCCCGAGCCCGUCACCAUCCACGGUGAGACGUGGCACGACAGCUACGCCUGGAUGGGCUCGCUCUCCGACGCCGCCGCCAUGCGCCACAUGGACGUCCACAUGGAGGCCGAGGAGAAGUACGCCGAGGCCUGCCUCGCCGCCGCAGGCGCCGACCGCCUCGCCCGCAAGCUCCAGCUCGAGAUGGCCUCCCGCCUCGCCUCCGACGCCUGCACGCCGCCCGCCCGCUGGGGCCCCUGGCUCUACUACCGCCGCGCGGACGAGGGCAAGCAGUACCCCGUGCUCUGUCGCCGCUCCGCCGCUCUCCAUGGGGAGUUCGUCUCCUACAGCGACCCCUCCGCGGGGUUCGACUUCACCGCUGGGAAGCGCAUCGAACAGAAAUUGGUGGAUUACAACAAGGAGGCCGAGCGAUUCGGAGGAUACUCAUAUGAGGAGCUAUCUGAAGUUUCUCCAGAUCACCGCUUCAUUGCGUACACCAUGUAUGACAAAGAUAAGGAUUCUUUCACUUUAAUGAUCAGGGAUCUGGUGACGGGCACACUAUGCGAUAAACCUCGUGCUGAUCGGGUCUCAAAUAUUUCGUGGGCUAUGGAUGGGAAAGCACUGGUUUAUAUUGUUACAAAUGAGGACAGAAGACCAUAUAGGCUGUUUUGCAGCAUUAUUGGAUCGAACAAGGAUGAUAUUCUUAUGUUGGAAGAACCUGAUGAGAAUAUUUAUUUGAAUAUCAGACAUACCAAGGAUUUUCGGUUUAUAACGUUAAAUGUCUUUUCAGACACGCACUCAAAGGUAUAUUUAAUAAGGGCUUCUGACCCCUUGUCCAGAAUGACACUGGUAUGGGAAGGUGAAUCCCAAGUUCAUUGCAUUGUGGAGCAUCAUCAUGGACACCUGUAUUUAUUCACAGAUGCUGCAAGAGAAGGUGUCUGUGUUAAUUCACAUUACCUAAUGCAGUGUGAUGUGGAAUCUCCUGGGCCAAAGAGUUGGAAGAAUGUUUUCCUUGAGGAACCAGGUAUUAUUCUUGAAGAUGUUGACUUUUGCAAUACUCAUAUGGUGCUUAUUCUGAGACAAGGCAGAAAACUCAGACUUUGUUCAGUCAAUCUGCCUCUACCUGAAAAUAUCCAAGUACCUGCUCAUCUAUCAGAUUUUCACCCACUUGACUUGCCUCUUCCCGAUCAUGUGUGCCAGAUUUUAUCUGGCCCAAAUUAUGACUACUAUUCUUCAACAAUGCGUUUCACAAUAUCAUCACCUGUGAUGCCAGAUGCAGUUGUUGAUUACAACUUACUAAAUGGAAAGUGGCAAAUAGUGCAACAGCAAAACAUGCUUCAUGAGAGAACAAAGGUACUGUAUGGGAAUGCUUUUGCUUCUAGUGCGGGCAAGCUGUCUUCAGAUGGAGCUGAUUUGUCAAGUGAAGAUUUGGGAGAUUGUGACUGGAAUGAGCUCUCUGAAUACUAUGCAUGUGAGUACUAUGAUGUUCCAUCGAAGGACGGAGUUUUGGUUCCACUCACCUUGGUAUAUUCACGAAAGCACAAGCAAGAAGGGAAUCCAGGAUUGCUUCAUGGGCAUGGUGCCUAUGGUGAGAUUCUGGAUAAGCGUUGGCGUAGUGAGUUAAAGAGCCUACUCGAUCGUGGUUGGGUGAUUGCAUAUGCUGAUGUUAGGGGUGGUGGAGGUUAUGGCAAGGAGUGGCACUGGGAUGGUGCACGUACCAAAAAGAUGAAUUCUAUAUAUGAUUUUGUCUCUUGUGGUGAAUUUCUUCUUGAAAAAGGUAUCAUACAAGAAAAUAAGCUUGCUGGAUGGGGAUACAGUGCUGGAGGACUUCUGGUGGCUUCGGCAAUCAAUACUCGUCCAGAUUUGUUCCGUGCCGCUGUUUUAAAGGUCCCUUUCUUGGAUGUUUGCAACACUCUGCUCCAUCCUAUUCUACCUCUUACAGCCAUUGAUUAUGAGGAGUUUGGGUUUCCUGUGGACCAUGAAGAAUUCCUUUCAAUCAAGAAGUAUUCUCCCUAUGAUAAUAUCCAGAAGGAUGUUCCUUACCCUGCUGUGUUUGUGACAUCAUCAUUUAAUACAAGGUUUGGUGUAUGGGAAGCAGCUAAAUGGGUUGCAAAAGUCCGUGAACUUACUCAAUAUGAUCCGGAGCGACCUGUAAUUCUCAACUUGACAACAGAUGUUGUGGAAGAAAGCAAGUAUUUGGAAACCAAGGAAUUAGCAACGGAGACUGCUUUCUUAAUUAAAAUGGUGAACAAUACCUGAACAACAUCCUUUGCCUUUCGGCUUCCGAAAUUGUUUCUCAAACUCAAUGAUGUGGCCCAUGUGCUAUGUCGCCAGUCCUCCAUGUUUGAUGAGAUCUGAGGAUUAGUCCAUCAAUUGGAGCUUAUACGAGAUGUCCUUGGAAAUCAUAUGCACAUAUUCCUACAUUAUAUGAGAUAGCUGCCCACUCAAGCUAUCUUAAAUGGCCUGAUCUCUUGCCACCACUGACCUGGUCUCCCACGGUUCUACCAAUUGUAUGGUGUUAAAAUUGGAUCAUCUCAGUUGAACCGUAUCAACGAAACAAGUAUUGUUAUCUCCCCUCCUUCUCAAUCAUGGAAUUGACAUCAUAUGCCAUGAAUUAGAGGUGGAACACGCUGUCAUCUACUAAUUGGCACAUCAAGUUAAAUUAGACCAAGAUACUCAUAUUGUACAUGGAAAGCUGAUACUAUACUAAACCUGAUGCUAGGUAGUGCAAACUCGAUUCUUCAUGGCCUCGGAGAUGUACUGCUGCUGUAUAGUAGACGUGCACUACGACAGUGAGACCAGAACAUACAUGUCUUAGCAGCGGAAGCGCCAAAUCAUUCUUUCAUCCUUCCACUGAAAUUCAAAUUCUCACAGCUUAUGAACGCCUGUAGCAAAGUAAGGAAUGAACAAAGUGAACUUGGUGUGAUAAUCAGGGAGGGUGGAACAGUUGGAUGACCAUGUAUACCAAAAGUUUUUUCGAUGUGGGAAUUUCUACCAAUGAGAAGCUGGAAAGAUGUCAAUAGGCAUGAAGCACUGAUCAUGGUGGAUUCAGUUGGAGAGAGAUUACAUCUGGUUUUAAUUUUUGUAGCUUUUUGCACUGGUGUUGUUGUUGCUCUGUAUAAACUAAAUUUCUAUCCGGUGCAAUUCGUAUUAGACGCGGUUGACACCUUGCAGGCUCGAUGACAAUUGUCCAUAUGUUCGUACAGUACCAUUCAGAACAGGAAAAAAAAGCUGAGAAUUCAGGAGUUGUGAUGUGAACGAUGUCUCUGAUAUCUAUUUCUGGCAAUUGGUAUAUUACCUUCUGAUAAGGUCAA